AUGGUCGUCCGUAUUCGUCUGUCCCGCUUCGGGAACAAGCACCAGCCCUUUUACAACAUCGUGGUUGCGCAAGCUCGUUCGGCCCGCGACUCCAAGCCCCUAGAGGUCAUUGGUACUUUCAACCCCGUCCCUCAACGUCCUACCGGCCUCUCCGACGAGGAAGCCCGCGCCGCGAGAGCAUACAAGGAUAUCUCGCUCGACCGAUCUCGGGCCAAGUACUGGUUGGGUGUUGGCGCACAGCCCAGUGACGGUGUUUGGAGGUUACUGCACUUGGCCGGUCUCAUUGAAGCGAAGAAGGUUUCCAGCAACUAA
Molecule: messenger RNA, 312 nt
Organism: Aspergillus fijiensis CBS 313.89
Lineage: Eukaryota; Fungi; Ascomycota; Eurotiomycetes; Eurotiales; Aspergillaceae
Product: mitochondrial 37S ribosomal protein bS16m
Exons: 3
Coding region: 1-312 (103 amino acids)
Biological process (GO): mitochondrial translation
Cellular component (GO): ribosome; mitochondrial small ribosomal subunit
Molecular function (GO): structural constituent of ribosome
Source: RefSeq, a predicted model, not a curated record